Molecule: messenger RNA, 246 nt
Organism: Dictyostelium discoideum AX4
Lineage: Eukaryota; Evosea; Eumycetozoa; Dictyosteliales; Dictyosteliaceae
Exons: 2
Coding region: 1-246 (81 amino acids)
Cellular component (GO): mitochondrion
Source: RefSeq, a predicted model, not a curated record
AUGAGUUCAAAGAAAGCCAAAAUUGCAUUGGUAACAUCCGUUUUAGCAGUAGGCGGAUUUAUAUAUUUUAUUCACUAUGACCAAAAAGAUGCAAGAAAGAAAAUGAGACAAGGAGUAUUGAUGGAUAUUCAAAGACAAAAAUAUAAAGAAAGUUUAAAAACUGAUAAUAAUAAUAAUAAUAAUAAUAAUAACAACAAUAGUGUUGGUAAUAAUGUUGUUAGCAAUAAUACUGAAAAAGGAAAUUAG